AUGGAUUCAGAGCUGUUAUCAGAAUGUAUAUCUCAAUAUGAUCCAAAUAUUCAAAAAUAUUUUUAUGUCAAUCAAGAUAGUGAUAUCUCACAAUUGAAUUAUUCGGAGCCAGUUAGACCAUCGUCACCUCAAUAUUCUCAGCCGCAUUUGGAGCUGCCACCGGGAUGCAUAUCUCAAUAUGAUCCAAAUACUCAGAAAUAUUCUUACGUCAAUCAAGCUACUGGCAUCUCGCAAUGUAAUCACCUUGGGCUAGUUGGGUCACCGGGAUCUCAAUAUUCUCAGCUACAAUAUGAAAUGGAUUUGGCGUUGCCACCAGAGUGGAUAAUUCAAUAUGAUACAAAAACUCAGGAAUAUUUUUACGUCAAUCAAGUUACUGGUAUCUCGCAAUGUAAUCAACUGGGGCCAGUUGAACUACAGGCAUUUCAAUAUUCUCAGCCACAAAUUGAAAUGAAUUCACAAUGGGAUCAUCUGGGGCCAGUUGGACUAUUACCUGCUGAACCACCAUUUUCUGGGCCACCUUCUGGAACAUUUGAAUUACAAUAUUCUCAGCCGCAAUAUAGUACACUUCAAUCAGUAAAUUAUUCACAAAACACAUAUUGUAAACCGUCAAAUAAUGAGUAUGGACAAUCUCCACUGACACUGAGUUCGACUAUUCAAGGAAAUUUAUCAGAAAAUUCGUUAGUUAUGGUAAGCUCACGUAAUAUUGACCUUAUAAACUCGGCUUUUACAGCUGUGAUGGGAACUUACAUGUUUAUAUCUGAGAAAGAAUUUCAAGCUGGACAAUCCUGUGGAGAAACUUAUGAUGCAACGUAUAAUCAAGUUGAUUUAAACUCGCUACAUCAGAUUAACCUUGUCAGCUGUAAUCUGAAUACUGUAAAUAAUCUGAGCACUAAUUUUACCAGUCUGUGCACAUUUGAUCAAUAUAAUUCUCAAAAAGGACAAAUUUUUGUUAAGACUCUCACUGGUAAAACAAUAACACUUGAAUGUACAGAAAAUGACACUAUUGAUGCUAUUAAGCUGAAACUUCAAGAUAAAGAAAGUAUUCCAUCGGAUCGACAGAAAUUAAUUUUUGAUGGGAAGCAAUUGUUGGAUGACCGAACGCUUUUCGACUACAAUAUUAAAACAGAAAAAGGAACCGAAAGUACAUUGCACAUGGUUUUACGUCUACGUGGACGUGAACGUAUAAUUAGCUGCUUAAGUGUGAGUGCUUUGGACCCGCAAUAUGAUUAUGAUUUUAGGAAGGUUAAUGAUCUAGGACUUACAUUUAUGCGGGGUGAAAUACAAUAUAAAAGACCAUGUGGAUGGAAACGUAUCGCCUUAAAGGUUACUGGAAAGUAUGAUAACGGUGAUGACAAAUGGCUUGGUACCGGUAAAAGUUCCUGGCCAGUAUCGUAUCAUGGUACUGCUAAACAUAAUGCAAAAUCAAUUGCUGAAGAAGGUUAUGAUUUAAGCAAAGGUGUUAGAUUUGCUUAUGGACAUGGUAUUUAUUCAACACCUGACGUUCAUGUAGCUGAAAAAUUCGCGAAGGAUUUUGAAUUUAAAGGAAAUAAAUAUGUGAUGAUAUUUCAGAAUAGAGUAAAUCCUGCUAGUUUAAAAAUAAUUAAGGUUAAAAAUGGCGAGUAUUGGGUUUCUGAAAAAGGUGAGGAUGUUAGACCAUAUGGAAUUUGCAUUAAAAAAAAGUAA
This is a messenger RNA of Cetraspora pellucida, 1683 nucleotides long. The record is from the annotation of a GenBank genome assembly. Lineage: Eukaryota; Fungi; Glomeromycota; Glomeromycetes; Diversisporales; Gigasporaceae.